CUCAGUCCCUGCGCACUUCCUUCUGCUCACUUCCCUCUGCUCACUUCAGCUUCGCCUGGUCGGGAAAGGGAGCUGGGGGUUUCAGGGUGUGAAUGACAUGCUCCCUAAAGCGGGGCUCACUAUUCCGCCAAAACACCAGUACUAAAUUCAUGGUUCUCUGCGCGACUGUAGUUCUGAUAAUAUACCGCGAUACGGAGAUACUGCACUGAUACGGACAGCUUAACGCCGCUGUGGUGUUUUAAGGAACAGCCUACUCCUCUGUGAAGUCCCGCCUAAAGCCUCCGGAUCUGCCCACCACCAUUCUCCCAUUCCCAUUUUCACACUCUGGAUUGCCAGCACAGUCAUUAUGAAUGAAGAGGAGGAUGGAGAGCUAAAUAUGACCAAUGAGGAACUGCGGCGCUGGGUUCAGUCGGAGGUGGAGAAGGAUGAGGUGCUGGUGCAGAGGCGGACACAGCUGGCACAGGUGGAGGAGUGGGUGAAGCAGAAAGAGAUUCAUGCCACCUACACCCGUACGCUGUACAACAGCGCCUGCGAGUCAGUACUUGAAUGUGAAUCAGUAAUUAAGGGGGUCUAUGGAAUGCUGGGAUUGGAAUAUCAAGACACGGACUCGGAAGAAGAAGAAGGCGCAAAACCAAAGCAGAACGUCAUACAGAUCCCAGAAGAUCCUAAGAGAGAGAGUGAAGAUGUCUCUGCUGAUGCAGAGGAUGAUUAUGUUGUCAUUGAUUUGGGUGCUGCAGUUCCAGAUACAACAUUAGAGAAGAAGCCAACAGCUGAAGAGCUGUUGGCCAGCCUUCAAAUGUCUUCUGAGCUCUCCCGCAGUUCCCUACCAUGUGUCAAGACCAGAGAGUCCCCUGUUUUUAUUUGUAGUCCUUUACCACAUGACGACACAUCAUCUACAUCUUUCAGACCCGUCAGUUUACCAACAAAGUGUGAACGUAGCCCUUCUAGAAGUCCAGAACCAUCCGACAAUUUGUUAUCAACCAUCAAGACUAGGGAGUCUCCUGUACCCAUUAGUAGUCCUUUAUCACAUGAUGACACAUCUUCUACAUCUUUCAGACCCAUCAGUUUACCAACAAAGAGUGAACGUAGCCCUUCUAGAAGUCCAGAACCAUCAAACGGUUUAUUAACCAUCAAGACCAGGGAGUCCCCUGUACCUAUUAGUAGCCCGCCACCCAGUGAUAUGGCACCUGCAUCCUUUGCAUCACAAGUUUUACCAAUAAAGACAGAGAACAGCCCUUCUAGAAGUCCAGAUCUCUCUAGCAGUUUAUUGUCAACCAUCAAGACCAGAGAGUCCCCAGUACCAAUUAGUAGUGGUCAACCAUCUGUUGAUUUGUUUUCUGAAGCCUUCAAUCCUUUGUCUUUGCCAACAAAGAGGGAACAUAGCACUCCUAGAAGUCCAAAAACAUCUAACAAAUCAUUGCCAAACACCACAAACAGAGAAUCUCCUGCAUUUAUUAAUAGGGUUCCAUCACCUGAUGUCUCAAGUUCUCCAGAUACUACCAGAGGCCCGUCACCCAUGAGUUAUGCUAGUGAAACUCCUCCAUUGGCUACGCCUACUGCAUUAGAGAGUGAUGCAGAGAAUCAUGAAACUAUAGUCAACGAGACACCUGUUUCCGCAAAACAAAGCAGUGAAACUCCUCAAGCACAUCCUAAGGCAGUCUCUAGCAGUACAAGCUCCAAAUUACUAGCAACAAGCACUGCUGAUGAAACCACAGCAAUUGUUACGAUAUCCGCCAGCAAGCCUGUAAACAGUGACACUUCCAGCACCACAGUAAGAUCUGCCAGCACAACGUCAAGUAGCGCAUCUCCAGGUACCACGACGAGAUCUGCCAGCAAGCCAUCAAAUAUCGUAUCUCCAGGUAUCACAACGAGGUCAGUCAGCAAGCCGUCAAACAGUAAAUCUCCAGGUGCCACGACCAAAACUGCAGACAAGCCUUCAAACAGUGUGACUACCAGUAAAACAGUGAAAUCUGCUGACAAGCCCUCAAACAGUGUGACUACCAGUAAAACAGCGAAACCUGCUGACAAGCCUUCAAACAGUGUGACUUCUAGCAAAACAGUGAAACCUGCAGACAAGCCCUCAAACAGUGUAACGUCUAGCACCGCAACAAAACCUGCUGACAAGCCCUCAAACAGUGUGACUACCAGUAAAACAGCGAAACCUGCUGACAAGCCUUCAAACAGUGUGACUUCUAGCAAAACAGUGAAACCUGCAGACAAGCCCUCAAACAGUGUAACGUCCAGCACCACAACAAAACCUGCUGACAAGCCUUCAAACAGUGUAACGUCUAGCACCACAACAAAACCUGCUGACAAGCCCUCAAACAGUGUAACUUCCAGCACCACAACCAACUCAACCCCCGCUGCUAAAGCAUCUUCCUCAGCUACUACAGUCAGCCGUCCAGCUUCUAGUACAACUGCUUCUACUAAGUCUUCAGAAACUAAAGAAGGGACUGAGACCCUAAAUAUUCCUGUUCAGAAGGAGGUGGAGGUCAAAAUUGACAUGGAAGUACUUGCAAGGCGAAGGACCAAAACGUGGCAUAAAGCCACAGUUUUAGAUAUCAAAGAAACAGAUUCUGGGCACAGAUAUAAAGUCAAGUUUGAGGGCGAUAAAGGAAAAAGUAUGUUAUCUGGUCAUCACUUAGCAUGUGUGAACCCUCCUCUGCUGAAGGAUUUGUUUGUUGGUUCUCGAGUGGUGGCCACCUAUAAAGAGAAAGACCAGUCUUGGAUGCAUGCGGCUGUAAUAACAGAGAUGCCAGACCGCAAGAACCGUAUGAGAUUCAUGGUGUUUUUUGAUGAUGGCCAUUCAACCUACGUUUCCCUGCCAGACCUUCGUCUGGUCUGCAAAACAAUGAAGAAUGUGUUCGAGGACAUUGAGGAUGAGAUGUGUCGUACAGAGGUGGUGGAAUACCUGAAAGCAUAUCCAAACCCCAUCUUUGUGGUGGUGCGGGUAGGACAGGAGAGCAAAGUGGAGCGUGAUGGUGAGUGGGAAGACUGCACUAUCAAUCAAGUGGAUGGAAGCCUGGUCGAGAUCUGCUACACAAACGAUAAAAAGAAGGAGUGGUUGUAUAAAGGUUCAAAUAGGUUGGAUCACAUCCAAAGAAUCAAGACGCGGAUGGCUGAGCAAAAACCAGAAACACCUACUAUCAAAGUUGUAAAUACCACAAAUCAGAACACAACCACCACCACCUCUUCUAAAGCUGCUGCCGCUACCACCAGCACCACCACCAGCAGCACCACUGCUACCACAUCUUCAAAAGUCACCACAAAAAGUGUUGCCUCAACAUCUGCUCCUCCGAGUGUCUCCAAAGCUUCUUCUGCAAGUUCUUCUGCGUUAAUGGCUAUGGCAAAGUCUGCUUCCAUAAAACGUCAGCCUAAAAUUGUCCUUGAAAGAAUUACUUUUCCCAUGUCAUUAUCCUCAUCAACGUUCACUGUAUCGAAAACCAGCCUACCAACAGAACCCAGUCCGUCAAACAGAGGCACAAAGCGACCUGCCCCUGCAGACAUUUACCAAAGCACUCCUCUCCCGGUUGCUGGGCCUUGGUUGAAGUAUGUGCCUCAUCGCUGCUCCCCGACCUGUCUGGACCAGGUAAGGCCAGCACAGAAGAACCAACAUCGCGGCCAAAACCCCCUGCUCAUCCCUCUUCUGCAUGGCUUUCGACGGAUGACUGCUAGAAGACGCCUGGAUGGAAAAAUGUCCUUUCACGUCUACUACCGUGCUCCUUGUGGGCAGAGUAUGUGUGAGAUGGAGGAGGUGCAGGACUACCUGUGUGAGUCACGGUGUGACUUCCUCUUCUUGGAGAUGUUCUGCUUGGAUCCUUUUGUGCUGGUGAAAAGAGCUCUGCUCCCUUCCUCCAUGAGCAGCCGACCGCAUUUGUUCUUGCCCGACUUCUCAGAGGGGAAGGAGUUGGUCCCUGUGUCGUGUGUUAAUGAGACUGACGCCACCCGGCCGCCCCCUCUGAACUACACCAGACACAUAGUGUGUGCCCCUGGUGUCGCCAUCAACACCAGCCUGGACUUCAUGGUGGGCUGUGACUGCACUGAUGGCUGCCGAGACAGGACAAGGUGUUCCUGUCACCAGCUGACAGUUGAUGCCACAUCGUUGUUCACUGGUGGUCCGGUAGACGUAAAUGCUGGAUACACACACAAACGACUAACAAGAUACGUGCCCACUGGUGUGUAUGAGUGUAAUCCGCUCUGUCGCUGUGACCCAUGGAUGUGCAGUAACAGGCUUGUGCAGCACGGUCAACAGCUGCGUCUGCAGCUCUUCAUGACUCAGCACAAAGGCUGGGGCAUCCGCUGCAUGGAUGAUCUUUCGAAGGGAACGUUUGUAUGCAUUUUUACAGGCAAAAUAGUAACAGAGACCAUGGCUAGCUCGGAUGCUGUUCAGGCUGGCAAUGAGUACUUGGCUAACCUUGAUUACAUUGAGGAAGUGGAAAAAUUAAAGGAGGGCUAUGAAAGCGAAGCCUUUUGCUCUGAAACUGAAGAAGAGCGCGACAAGAAAACUAUCAGACGGAUGACGACUGUAUCGUCAAAGAAGCAUGCUCUGCCAACGUUGGACUGUAGCAGUGAUGAUGAAUCAACUGUUGAAAAGCUGAAGAAGGUCAGUGCGGGAACUCUGAAAAACACUAAACGAGAUGAUUCAGAGGAUGAGAGUGACCAGUCAGAUUUUUCUGAAGACCUGGAUGAGGAUGAGGAUUACCAAGUAAGCCGGGAUGAAGUAAAGUUCUCAGACGGCGACUGCCAGAGGAGCUACAUCACACGGAGGAACGCCAAGAUUCUGAAGAGUCAUGAAAAAUCCCCCAAGGACAGCUAUCCUGCUCUGCCUCCUAGCAUUUCAGCAGAACAAACGGAAGUGUCCUCAUCUAUGGCCAAACAGAUGAGGAAAGAGGGCCCGGGGGAGUCUGCAACAGGGUUUGCCAAGAAGUCCACUCGCAAUUUUGCAGUGAAGUCCAGCCACCGAAAGGUGAAGCAGCAAGAGGUGCCCGUGGAGACUCCGCCAACAAAGAAGGCAGCACUCUGUAAAAGAAACACCCGCAGCCUGUUCAGUAACGAGAAGGCCUGUUACCUUAUUGAUGCCAAGCAUGACGGCAACAUGGGACGCUAUAUCAAUCAUAGCUGCAGUCCCAACUUGUUUGUCCAGAAUGUAUUUGUGGACACACAUGACCUCCGUUUCCCUUGGGUUGCAUUCUUUACCAGCAAGCGGAUCAGGGCUGGGACUGAACUGACAUGGGAUUAUGGCUAUGAAGUGGGCAGUGUGGAAGGAAAGGUGGUGCUUUGCUGCUGCGGCUCGUCUGAGUGCACAGGGAGGCUACUCUGAGCUCAUCUUUAUUGGUGAAAAGGAACCCUGAGGCAUUACUGAUGGAUCUCUUCUUAUAUGUUCCGUUCUGUACUACCCUGUUUUUAGAGCAGAGGUAUCCAGUUCCACACCUUCCCAAACACACCUACUAAACUUUGUAGCCUGAGUUGAAUCUGAGUAAAAUUAGCAGUUUUGAUAAAGGGAAAGUCUCAAGCUCAGCUGGAUUUAGAGUCCUUACUUUCAGACCUGGACAUCUCUGUUUGUAGAACAUUGAUUAUUGUCUGGUAUUUUCUAGAGGACCAAGAAUAUUGGAGAUUUCUUUGGUACAUUCAGGUUUUUCACCAACUGGUCUGCUGCAAUACAUUUCCCAAGAUUAAUGAGAAUUUCUAGCUGCUGGCUACAGUUUGCGCACAGUAUGCAUCUUUAUAAAUCUAAAUCUAAAUAUAUAUAUACCUUAUAUGUAGAACUAAGAAUUUAAUGUGUUUAUUACAGCAGGUUCUUUGGUUAACUAACAUUGUCAAGUUUGUACAAUGUUUGUUACACUGUAUUUGUUAAUAAAAAAUAUGUGAAUCUUCA
Messenger RNA from Astyanax mexicanus (Mexican tetra), 5875 nucleotides. It is a transcript of the gene setdb1a, whose product is annotated as SET domain bifurcated histone lysine methyltransferase 1a. The record is from RefSeq and is a predicted model, not a curated record. Gene Ontology annotation, cellular component: nucleus. Gene Ontology annotation, biological process: negative regulation of gene expression; heterochromatin organization. Gene Ontology annotation, molecular function: zinc ion binding; protein binding; histone H3K9 methyltransferase activity. The transcript is spliced from 22 exons. NCBI's taxonomy places the organism in Eukaryota, Metazoa, Chordata, Actinopteri, Characiformes, Acestrorhamphidae. Bases 347 to 5320 code for a protein of 1657 amino acids.